Ceratitis capitata (Mediterranean fruit fly) is the source of this 1284-nucleotide messenger RNA. RefSeq lists its product as uncharacterized. Lineage: Eukaryota; Metazoa; Arthropoda; Insecta; Diptera; Tephritidae. The record is from RefSeq and is a predicted model, not a curated record. The transcript is spliced from 2 exons. Bases 460 to 1041 code for a protein of 193 amino acids.
CGUUACAACUGGCGCCCAACGUGGGGCCCUUAUAAUAUUGAGGAAACUAAGGGCCAAAUAAUAAGGAACCAAAAGUGAAAGUGAAGUGAGGAUAAAACACGAGUGCGUACGAAUACGAGUGAGAGUGACACACAAUAGAUAUAUAUUAAAUAAAACAAAGUGAUAGAGACACAAGUGCGAGGCACAAUAACAUUUGCUGAAAAAAAAGAAAAAAAAAAAGAUACAUAUAAAAUGGUUAAAGUAAACUGGGUGUACUACCUCAACAAAGAGGAGUUAAGAAAACGCCUCGAGACAUUUCUGUAGGAGGAGGGCGAGAGCAAAGGUCUGCGUGAUCGGGUCACAGACUUAUCGUUGAGACACGCGAAAUUAUCUACGAUAACAAACUCGCCUACACCGAGGCAAAAAGAGUCACUACAGUUGCCACAGUCACAGCGACCUAGCAACGACGGCGGGACGGGAAUGUCUCCCCGUAUGACCAAGACAUAUACCCACGUCUACCCACAAUUGUCCAACCAAUCAGUGAUGGACCGCGUUCGCAAGUGGGGUGUGAAAUACGACGGCGGCAAAGACCCACUGGGCUUCAUCGAACGCGUGGAAGAACUAGCACACGGCUACGAAAUAGAAUUAAACGCGCUCCCGAGAGCGUUACCGGAGCUGCUCAAGGACCGAGCCUUAGUCUGGCUCCGUAAUAACCACGGCCAAUGGCAAAGUUGGGAGACAUUCAAACGAGAUUUCUUGAAGUUCUUCCUGAACUCUCGUUAUUUUGAACGACUAGAUGACGAAAUCAGGCAACGUGUGCAACGACCCAAGGAAAACUUUAAAGAUUAUGUACUCGCACUCCAAGGGCUAAUGAAGCAUUCAGAGUACACGCCAACACAAAAACUCCAGCGCAUAUAUCGAAAUUGUAGGAGUGACUACCAACUAUACAUAGUAAGUCUGGCCGAAGACUUCGAAAAUAUCAUGAGAGAGAGAGAUCCAUCUAGGGCAGCAGUUAAGAUAAUGCCACCCACGAGAAAUGAAGAGCAUUACUAUGCUAUAUGAGAAGAGCCACGUAGGGAGAGAUAUACGUUGGCAGAAAGGCACUACGAAGAGCGUCGGCAUGCGCCGACAAGAGAGGCGUUUACUCCACGACCACACCAGGUGAACCGGCAGCCUAGAGACGAGGAGUCUAGCCGAGCGAAUCCACGAACGGCGUGUAGAAGAUGUGGGGAACAUGGACACUACGCCUAUGAGUGUCAGAACGCCAUCCAACUGUUUUGCUGGUCAUGCGGACGAAGAGGCGUU